This is a messenger RNA of Cordyceps fumosorosea ARSEF 2679, 1464 nucleotides long. RefSeq names its product amino acid/polyamine transporter I. NCBI's taxonomy places the organism in Eukaryota, Fungi, Ascomycota, Sordariomycetes, Hypocreales, Cordycipitaceae. Gene Ontology annotation, molecular function: transmembrane transporter activity. Gene Ontology annotation, biological process: transmembrane transport. The transcript has 9 exons. Gene Ontology annotation, cellular component: membrane. The record is from RefSeq and is a predicted model, not a curated record. Bases 1 to 1464 code for a protein of 487 amino acids.
AUGCCCAAAUCGAGCAUGCAACAAGAUGACGCCCAGCUGGCCGCCCUGGGCCACAAGGCGGAGCUGAACCGAAACUUCUCCAUGCUUUCCAUGCUUGGACUGGCCUUUGCCGUGCUAAAUUCUUGGACUGCACUAUCUGCGAGUCUCAGCGUGAGCUUGUCCUCUGGCGGCAGCACCAGCAUCGUCUGGGGUGAGCCACCCACACACACACCAAGACAGGCCAGCCAACCUUUACGAAUCAUCCAGACUAACAAUCUGAAAUCUUCAAGGCCUGGUAACUGCGGGGAUAUGCAACCUCUGUAUCGCGACAUCGUUGGCGGAGUUCCUAUCUGCAUAUCCAACGGAUACCAAGUCGCGAAUUGGCAGCAGUUCCUCAUCUACAUUGGCUUCACGCUCAUCGCGUUCCUCCUUAAUGCGUUUAUGAACUCUGUCCUGCCCAGGAUUUACAAGGGAGCGCUCUUCUGGUCACUGGGAGGAUUCGCCAUCGUGUCCAUCACAGCCCUGGCUUGCGCAUCGCCCAAUUACAAUUCCGGCAAAUUUGUCUUUACAGAAUUCAUCAACCAGACUGGAUGGCCUGAUGGCGUCGCUUGGCUUCUUGGACUUCUUCAGGGCGGGCUCGGCCUCACAGCUUUUGAUUCUGUUGCGCACAUGAUUGAGGAAAUCCCGCAGCCGUCGAAAAAAGGACCCAAGAUCAUGGUCGGCUGCAUCGGCAUCGGCAUCUUCACCGGCUUCGUCUUCCUCGUUGUCAUGCUCUUCGUCGCCGGCGACAUCCAGCAAGUCAUCACCUCCGGCGCCGGGCCCCUUCUUCAGAUCCUCAUCAACGCCACCAGCAACACCGCCGGCGCCAUCUGCCUGCUCAUGUUUCCGCUCGUGUGCCUGGCCUUUGCCACCAUAUCCGUCAUGACGACGAGCAGCCGGAUGAUAUUCGCGUUUGCGCGCGACGGCGGCCUCCCCGCCUCCAAGUUCCUGGCCCGGGUGCACCCCCAGCUGGGCCUGCCCCUCAACGCGCUGGUGCUCACCUCCGUUGUCGUCAUAAUCUUCGGCCUCAUCAACAUUGCCUCGACAAAUGCCUUCAACGCCAUCAUCUCCGCCGCCGUCGUCACCUUGGAUCUCUCGUACGCCAUGCCCAUCGCCGUCAAUUGCCUGCAGGGACGCAACACCUUGCCCGAUCGCGACUGGAAGCUGCCGACGUGGCUUGGAUGGACCUGCGACGUCAUCGCGCUGUCGUACAUUGCCAUCACCACUGUCCUCUUCGUAUUCCCGCCGGAACGACACGUCACUGGCAGCAACAUGAACUAUUGCAUCGUAGCGUUUGCCAUUAUCCUGGCCAUCUCGGUCUUCCAGUGGAUUGUCGAUGGGCGCAAGAACUACGCCGGGCCACGGAUCGACGUUGCCGUGGCGGGCAUGCCUAUAGUUUCCAAGGAGGAGGAGGAGACUGCGCAUGCGGUGGAGAACAAGCCUUGA